AUGGAUUCAUCAAAUGAAAAUUCAACACCAUUGGGCAAUGGUAUUACACCAGAAAUGAGUGAAGAAGCGAAAUUAAAAGCUAAAUAUGGUGGUGCACUUCCGCGACAACAAAAAUUAUUAACAAAAAAAUUAAUGACUAAACCAAAAUAUUUCGAUUCUGGUGAUUAUAAUGUUGCUAAAGCUCAAGGUAAAUUAGAUGCAAGUAAACCUGAUUCAACAACAAAAUUCACUAAUGAUAAAGAAGCACCAACACUAAUUGUACCUGAAACAGUAACUGGACAUGAAAUUCCAACACCUGAAACCGUUAUGCCAAGAAAAUUAUCGUGUGCAGCAUCAAUGACACCAACAUCAGCACAAUAA
This is a messenger RNA of Adineta steineri, 360 nucleotides long. Lineage: Eukaryota; Metazoa; Rotifera; Eurotatoria; Adinetida; Adinetidae. The record is from the annotation of a GenBank genome assembly.